AUGGUCGGGGGCAACGACGUUCUAUCACGGAAGAGGAGUCGCAGCACUGUCUCUGAGAAUAACCAACAAGGUCAAGAUGCUCCUCCUCGCUACGUGAAGCGUGUCAAGCACACUGUUGUGCCACUCAGCACUACGGUAAAACAUGACUUAUUGGCCCAGUACUACACCGAGACUGUUACGCUCCGCCAGUACUUCCUCUUGAGGCUGCCUAAGACUUCCCGUCUCAGACGCAGGAAGAUCAGUUCAAUUGGCCGGGUUGGCCCGGGAGCCGACCGGACGCCAACUGAGGAAGAACGUCUGCUCGGGGACUAUCUCGAUUCGACUAUCGUGGCCCGCCGUUAUUCAUCUGGGGAAACCGAUGAAAAGGCAGAUCUGCGCUGGAAGCAAUGGGUGGCCUUCUCCCAAAAGGGGAGCGAGUCGUGCACGACUCUCUCGGAUGGCCUCAAGGGCUCCAUCUACACGCAAGCUGAAAUUGUUGAUUUUGUCAUCUGGCUGCUCUUCUCUCGAGAAACAGCAUCCUGGCCAAAACAUCUGCUCUGCGAUGGUUUCCGCAAGCAGACUGGCCCCGGCAUGCAAGCGAAUCCUGCUGCCGCCGCAGGGACCACCAUCCCAGGUGUGAUUCGUGUUUAUCCUAACGAACAUGUCGACGCUCUAAAGAGCUCGCCCUGGCCGCAGCUGCUUAUGCUGCUGGGGAAGGAAGGCGAGCGCAUCAUGAUCGAUCUUCUCGUCGAUUGUGCCAUUUUCCAGCCCGUCAAGGCUGGCAGGGGAAACCUCUACCAGCUCUGUGGUGUCCCCGUCCAUGAACUUGAGGCCCUCUCGAAGGCUGCCCGAGACGUUGUCAGAGAUACCAAGCUUAAGCCCAACUUAUCGUCUAAGGCCAACGCCAGCGCCAAUACCAGCGGUCUUGGCCCGAAAAAUGCCGAACUCCGCCCAUCCGAGAUCUGCUUUGUGAGGAGUAGGAUGCUCUACGCUAGAGCUGCCCUGAAUGCUCGUGGUCUUGUCCAUUUUGGGCUCCGCCAUAUCCAUGUCUUGAACCGGUUCCCCUACAGAGAUGGAGAAGACGGUGAUGAAAGCGCUGUGCAUGUCAUGAUGUACAUAUUUCCCCGCCAAUUCGGUCUGCACAAUGUGUUCACGUCUCCCGUCGACCGUUCGCAGACCACCCAGCGGUUUCAAGAUUACACCCUCCGGGAGGAAGAGAUAGCCAAGAAGUUCCCCCCAGUAGUAGUACCCAAGAGCGACGGCAGCUCUGCUGCAAAAAAGAGCACUCGGCAUGUACAUAUCCCCAAGAGGCUCAGGGGAGAUGCGCUUCGCCUUGUCCGUCGCCUACAAGUGCUUCAUAAGCGCUGUGCGUAUACAGAGCUGUUGCAGUACUACUGCCCGUUGCCCAUCCGGGGAAAUGGUCAGAAGGAGGAAGCCGUCCAGGUCGUCCAGAGCCGAAGCGUUUCGUCCUCUUUGAGAUCGUCGCUCAAGCCGGCCAAGGGGCGAGAGAAGUCAAAGACGUCAGGUCCAGCGAUAGUGGAGAACCUGGAGUACUCUACUUUGACCGACCUAGCUACCCCUAUCUCCAGCGUCUCUGCCUUCUGCCAAGCCGUCAUUUCCAAAGUCAUUCCGAAGGACUUUUGGGGCACGGGGCCUGUUCAGGAGCAUAACCAGGCAUGUUUCUUGAAAAAGGUGCAUCACUUCAUCCACCUGCGUCGGUUUGAGAGCAUGUGUCUCCAUGAAGUUAUGCAGGGAAUGAAGGUGCAUGAGAUCGAGUGGCUUGCUCCCCCGGGUUUAAGGGGUCAGAAAAGCUCCCAGUCCGACACGAGGAAACGGACCGAGAUAUUCUAUGAGUUCCUGUACUACCUCUUUGACUCCUUCUUAAUACCCCUGAUCCGCAGUAACUUCUACGUGACCGAGUCCAGUACCGACAAGUACCGACUCUUUUUCUUUCGCCACGAUGUUUGGCGUUAUGUGGCAGAACCCGCGAUGGCAGCCCUGAAGACCAAGAUGUUUGAAGAGGUCAAAACAGAAGACGCUCUUCGCAUCCUGGAAGCUCGCCAGCUGGGCUUCUCGCAGGUUCGUCUGCUUCCAAAGCAGACUUCCAUGCGGCCUAUCAUGAACCUGCGUCGUCGGACCGCUAUCCGUGGGAAACAGAGAGUUCUUGGACCCAGCAUAAACUCCAUCCUGGGCCCGGUCAACUCCGUGCUUAAGCUCGAGAAGGCUCUCAACCCUAGCCGUCUCGGCGCAUCUAUGUUCUCUGUUGGGGAUAUCUACCAACGCAUCAAAGCCUUCAAGUCCCGUCUCGGCCCCGGACCCCACAAUAACCUCUUUUUCGCCAAGAUCGACGUCCAAGCCGCCUUCGACACCAUCCCCCAAGAUGCCAUCAUCGCCCUCUUGAACCAGAUCCCCCAGCAUGUGCAAUAUGCUCUGUUAAAGCAUGUCGAAAUCGCCAUGUCCGACGCCACCGGCCCGAAAAGCGUCGCGAGGCCAUACAAACGAUGGCAUAUCACAGCACUAGCCGCGGCCGCCGCGACCGAGCGCAACGGUGGUGGCGUCCGCGCGCAGCCCUCCUUCCCGGAUCGUGUGGAGCAAUCGCUUGCGCUGAAGCGACGCGACACGGUGUUUGUGGAUAGCGCGGUGCGCAGAACGCUCAAGGCACGGGAUAUACUCGCGCUUGCGGCCGAGCAUAUCGCACAAAACUUGGUCAGGAUCGGGAAGAAGUAUUAUCGCCAGAAGGAAGGCAUCCCACAGGGGUCGGUGCUAUCGUCGAUGCUGUGUAGUUGGUUCUACGCCGAUCUGGAGAGGCGGCGGUUGGGGUUUUUGUUGGAGAGUGAGGAUUGUCUGUUGAUGAGGCUCAUUGAUGAUUUUCUGUUGAUUACCACGGACCGGGGGAAGGCGGAAAGGUUUGUUGAGGUGAUGACGGCGGGUGUGCCGGAGUACGGGGUGACGGUGAACCCGAAAAAAAGCCUGGUCAAUUUUGAUACGGUCGUUGGCGGGGAGCCGGUGCCCCGACCAGAGGGAAGGGAUGGACUGCAGGAGCCAGCGAUCUUCAACUCUCUCACGGUCGACUUCUCCCGCUCCCCGGGCUGGAAUUUCAAGCGCAAAGUCAUCAAUGCAUUCAAGAUUCAAUCCCACCUAAUGUUCUUUGAUACCUCCCUCAACCCACGCACCACAGUACUUUCCAACAUUUACUCGGCGUUUAUGGAAACAGCGACGAAAAUGUGGGCAUACGCGCGCUGUAUGGCUGCAGCGGGCAAGAAACCGGCCCGUGGUAUCAUUACCGAGACGAUAAAGACGCUGAUUGACGUCGCAUUUGUGCUGCUGACCAGCCGUGCCCGGAGGGAGAGAUACCCUGGGUAUGUGUGCUCGGUCAAGAAGGGAGAGGUGUCAUGGUAA
Molecule: messenger RNA, 3378 nt
Organism: Thermochaetoides thermophila DSM 1495
Lineage: Eukaryota; Fungi; Ascomycota; Sordariomycetes; Sordariales; Chaetomiaceae
Product: telomerase reverse transcriptase-like protein
Exons: 9
Coding region: 1-3378 (1125 amino acids)
Biological process (GO): telomere maintenance via telomerase
Cellular component (GO): telomerase catalytic core complex
Molecular function (GO): telomerase RNA binding; telomeric repeat DNA binding
Source: RefSeq, a predicted model, not a curated record